GCCAAUCAUAACCAAAGCAAAAACCCCUUGAAACAAAAACCCUAGCCGUCUUCGUUCUUCACAUUCCCUCUCUCACAAAAUGGAAAAUCCGGCCGAAAUCGCCACUGCCGCCUCUAUUUCUCCCUCCGCCAUGGACGUCGAAGCCGCAGCCGCUCCUCCACGGAAGCCGCAGGUCCUAUUCGCACAGAAACCGAACUUCCGGCCGCUCAAGGCGCACGAAAUCUCCGACGGCCAAAUCCAGUUCCGCAAAAUCUCCGUCCCGCCGCACCGCUACACUCCUCUCAAAAAAGCCUGGCUUGAGAUCUACACCCCGAUAUACGACGAGAUGAAGAUCGACAUCCGGAUGAAUCUCAAGGCGCGCAGAGUCGAGCUCAAGACCCGCACCGACACCCCCGACGUCAGCAACCUCCAGAAGUGCGCCGACUUCGUGCACGCCUUCAUGCUCGGAUUCGACGUUAUCGACGCCGUGGCGCUGCUCCGAAUGGACGAGCUCUACGUCGAAUCGUUCGAGAUCAAGGACGUGAAGACACUGAAAGGCGAGCACUUGUCUCGCGCGAUCGGGCGAUUGAGCGGAAAAGGGGGGAAAACGAAAUUCGCGAUUGAGAAUUCGACAAGGACAAGGAUUGUGAUUGCGGAUUCGAAGAUUCAUAUGCUUGGAUCGUUUGCGAACAUCAAGGUCGCGAGGGAUUCGCUUUGUAGCUUGAUUUUGGGAUCCCCUGCUGCGAAGGUUUAUUCGAAGCUGAGAGCAGUCACGGCUCGCCUUGCUGAAAGGUUUUGAUUGAUUACUCUUCUUUUUUUGUUUGAUUGAAUUUUUGAUUAUACGAGUUAUGAAAAGUGCUAAAACGCCCAAUUUUGGGCAUUUAUCGAUCCAAAAUUUUGAUCUUUGUCUCUUGUUUAGGUUCCUUAUUGUAUUUCUGUAAUUUGCUUUUCCAGCAAUUUUGUAAACUUUCUCUAAAUUAUAGUGGAAUGACUCGUAGUUUGAUUGACACCAUAUAAUGAUGAAAUAUAUUACUGCAUUUCGAAA
Molecule: messenger RNA, 1024 nt
Organism: Salvia splendens (bonfire salvia)
Lineage: Eukaryota; Viridiplantae; Streptophyta; Magnoliopsida; Lamiales; Lamiaceae
Product: RNA-binding protein PNO1
Exons: 1
Coding region: 80-778 (232 amino acids)
Cellular component (GO): nucleus
Molecular function (GO): RNA binding
Source: RefSeq, a predicted model, not a curated record